GAGCAGUGCCGCUGCUGCCCGCCCCACUCGCGUCACGCCGCAGCUUCGGGCACGGCGAGGUUUGGCCCCAAGGCCGUGAGCGCGGCAACCCGGUAGGCGCCGAGCUGCGCACCCGCGGCUGAGGUCUGCACGCACGUACCGGGUUCGUGCCCAGCUCGCGUGCUCGCGCCCCACCGUAAGGCGGCCUCAGCGCCGUCAGCCCGGCGGCUCCCCGGCGCCGCAGCACGGCCGAAGCUGAGGGGCGCCUCGUGCAGCCCCUCCAUUUUGUGCCUCCCGCCCCCGCGCGGGGCCGCCCCUCCAUUUUGUGCCGCCCGCCCGUGGGACCGCCGCGGGGUGGGACGGCGCUGAGGGACGUGUGAAGGGGGCGAUGGCGACAGACUGCGACAGCGGUGGAAAAUGAAAACCUGACAAAAAUACCCUUUUCUUUCAGACUCAACCCGGCACAACUGUAAGAAAGCUUCCCGCCACAUCUUCCCUCCGUGGCACGAGGUGUCAGUUACGUCUUUUGCCCCCAUCUAGGAGUUUAUUUCAGCAAUGUGUAACUGUUGUCUUCAGGUUCCCAAGCCGCAUACCUGCACGGAGCAGUGCCACACGUCUUACGUAGCCGUUUCUACUUCAAAACUCACACCGAAAUUUGCUUCAAUUGGAAGUUCACAGAAAAGCACGAGGCAGCCCCGCCCCGCUGCCCGCCCCACCGCUGGGGGCGCUGUGGAGCGCGGCCCGCGCGGGGCCCGGGAGCACUUCCGGGAUGGCGCCGUGGCUUCCGGGGUGGAGGGAGGAAGGCGGAAGUGCUCCUGGCCGGUGCCGGCGGAGGGCCCCGGGCUGCUCCCCGAUGGUGUGUGGCGGCGGCCGGCCCCAGGCGCGCUCGCUUCCGGCUCAGUAUGGCGACGGCGGCGGCGGGAGCCGGCCAGGAGAAGCAGCUCGCUCCGACCCUGCUCAGUUUCUUCAUCUACAACCCCAAGCUGGGGCCCAAAGAGGGAGAGGACCUUUAGUCCAACAAAACCUGCAAAAUCCCUACAUACGCAGAAGAAUAGGCAGUUUUUCCAUGAACCUGAAGAGAACUUCUGGAUGGUCAUGGUUGUACGAAACCCCAUAAUAGAAAAACACAAAGAUGGAAAGCCAGUCUAUGAAUACCAGGAAGAAGAAUUGCUGGACAAGGUUUAUAGCUCAGUCCUGCAGCAGUGCUACAGCAUGUACAAGCUUUUCAAUGGCACAUUUCUGAAAGCAAUGGAAGAUGGAGGUGUAAAAGUUUUAAAGGAGAGACUAGAGAAAUUCUUCCACCGGUACUUGCAGACACUGCACUUACAGUCUUGUGAUCUGCUGGAUGUAUUUUGUGGAAUCAGCUUCUUUCCACUGGAUAAAAUGACUUACUUGAAAAUUCAGUCAUUUAUUAAUAGGAUGGAAGAAAGCCUAAACAUAGUCAAAUAUACUGCAUUUCUCUACAAUGAUCAGCUGAUCUGGAGUGGGCUGGAACAAGAUGAUAUGAGAAUUUUGUACAAGUAUCUCACAACAUCUCUGUUCCCGAGACACAUGGAGCCUGAGUUAGCAGGAAGAGAUUCUCCAAUACGGGCUGAAAUGCCAGGAAAUCUACAACAUUACGGAAGGUUUCUUACUGGACCCUUAAAUCUUAACGAUCCAGAAGCAAAAUGCCGAUUCCCCAAAAUAUUUGUUAACACUGAUGAUACUUAUGAAGAGCUUCAUCUAAUUGUUUAUAAGGCCAUGAGUGCAGCUGUCUGCUUUAUGAUUGAUGCUUCAAUUCCACCCACACUGGAGUUUUGUCGUAAACUGGACAGCAUUGUUGGGCCUCAGCUCACUGUGUUAGCAUCAGACAUAUGUGAACAAUACAACAUCAACAAGAGAAUAUCAGGGGCUGAGAAGGAGCCUCAGUUUAAGUUCAUCUAUUUCAAUCACAUGAACCUUGCAGAGAAGAGUACCAUUCACAUGAGGAAAACACCCAGCGUAUCACUUGCAUCUGUACAUCCUGACCUCAUGAAGAUUCUUGGUGAUAUCAAUAGUGACUUCUCUAGAGUUGAUGAAGAUGAGGAAAUUAUUGUGAAGGCAAUGAGUGAUUACUGGGUAGUUGGGAAGAAGUCUGACCAACGAGAAUUGUAUGUUAUUUUGAAUCAAAAAAAUGCAAAUCUGAUUGAAGUUAACGAAGAAGUGAAGAAACUUUGUGCAACACAAUUUAAUAAUAUUUUCUUCUUGGAUUGAUCUGCAAAGGACUGAUUUAUAAAGAUGUCAAUGUCAGACACUUGUUCAACAUGAAAAGUUAUUAGUCAUAUUAUUGACUGGAAUAAGGACAAUAGUAAAGCAAUACUUGCUUUGUAAGAAUCAAAAUUUCUACUAAAAUCUGUAAACUGAUCAUGAAAUUUCUAGAUUUUAAAAAGUUUAUGUAUGUGCAAACAAAUUAAAAACCAGUCUGAAUUCACCUGUACCAUUCCAUUCUGAUGUUAUGUGAAUAUUUUACUGGAAAAUAAAUUACAACUAAUAAUUGUUACACUUUUAA
Molecule: messenger RNA, 2506 nt
Organism: Gallus gallus (chicken)
Lineage: Eukaryota; Metazoa; Chordata; Aves; Galliformes; Phasianidae
Gene: CCZ1
Product: CCZ1 vacuolar protein trafficking and biogenesis associated homolog (S. cerevisiae)
Exons: 14
Coding region: 535-2211 (558 amino acids)
Biological process (GO): vesicle-mediated transport
Cellular component (GO): Mon1-Ccz1 complex; intracellular membrane-bounded organelle
Source: RefSeq, a predicted model, not a curated record